Callithrix jacchus (white-tufted-ear marmoset) is the source of this 8417-nucleotide messenger RNA. It is a transcript of the gene CPNE2, whose product is annotated as copine 2. The record is from RefSeq and is a predicted model, not a curated record. Gene Ontology annotation, molecular function: calcium-dependent phospholipid binding. NCBI's taxonomy places the organism in Eukaryota, Metazoa, Chordata, Mammalia, Primates, Cebidae. Gene Ontology annotation, biological process: cellular response to calcium ion. Gene Ontology annotation, cellular component: plasma membrane.
CCACUCCCCCCUUCAGCCGGAGGGAGGAGCCCGAGCCGCCGCCGUUGCCGCCGCCCGCCCAGCCCAGGAGGAGGACCCUACCCGGAGCGGCUGGGAGCGCACGCGAGCGGGCCGUGGCCGCGAGGGCAGCGCCCUGAGCCCGUCCCGCGCCCUCGGGCCAGGCCGAGCAGAAGCAGCGCCCGGGCAUGCCUGGGCGGCCCAGAGCGCGGGCAGCGGCAGCCGUGCGGUGAGGGCGGUGGCGUCCGCGGGACCCGCGACUGCCAGGAACUCCUGCAGCCGCCACAGGCUCCCAUGGCCUACAUACCCAGUGGGGGUGCCCCAGCAGCGGGGGCAGCCCCCACGGGCCCCCAGUAUUGCGUGUGCAAGGUGGAGCUGUCAGUGAGUGGCCAGAACCUACUGGACCGGGAUGUUACCUCCAAGUCCGACCCCUUCUGUGUCCUCUUUACAGAGAACAAUGGCAGAUGGAUCGAGUAUGACAGGACAGAAACUGCGAUCAACAAUCUCAAUCCCGCCUUCUCCAAGAAGUUCGUGCUCGACUACCACUUUGAGGAGGUACAGAAGCUCAAGUUCGCGCUCUUCGACCAGGAUAAAUCCAGUAUGCAGCUAGACGAGCAUGACUUCCUGGGCCAGUUCUCCUGCAGCCUGGGCGCGAUCGUCUCCAGCAAGAAGAUCACUAGGCCUCUGCUGCUGCUGAAUGACAAGCCUGCUGGGAAGGGCUUGAUUACGAUUGCUGCCCAGGAGCUGUCUGACAACCGCGUCAUCACACUGAGCCUGGCAGGCAGGAGGCUGGACAAGAAGGACCUCUUCGGGAAGUCAGACCCCUUUCUGGAGUUUUAUAAGCCAGGAGAUGAUGGCAAGUGGAUGCUGGUCCACAGGACCGAGGUGAUCAAGUACACACUGGACCCCGUGUGGAAGCCGUUCACAGUGCCCUUCGUGUCCCUGUGUGAUGGGGACAUGGAGAAGCCCAUCCAGGUCAUGUGCUAUGACUAUGACAACGAUGGGGGCCAUGACUUCAUUGGCGAGUUCCAGACCUCAGUGUCACAGAUGUGUGAGGCUCGAGACGGCGUCCCGCUGGAGUUCGACUGCAUCAACCCCAAGAAGCAGAGGAAGAAGAAGAACUAUAAAAACUCAGGCAUCAUCAUCUUGAGAUCUUGCAAGAUAAAUCGAGACUACUCCUUCCUAGACUACAUCCUGGGAGGCUGCCAGCUCAUGUUCACCGUUGGAAUCGACUUUACAGCCUCCAACGGGAAUCCCCUUGACCCUUCCUCUUUGCACUAUAUCAACCCUAUGGGCACCAAUGAAUAUCUGUCGGCCAUCUGGGCUGUUGGGCAGAUCAUUCAGGACUAUGACAGUGAUAAGAUGUUUCCAGCUCUGGGAUUCGGGGCCCAGUUACCCCCAGACUGGAAGGUCUCCCAUGAGUUUGCCAUCAACUUCAACCCCACCAACCCCUUCUGCUCAGGUGUGGACGGUAUUGCCCGGGCGUACUCAGCUUGCCUGCCCCAUAUCCGCUUCUACGGUCCCACCAAUUUCUCCCCCAUCGUCAACCAUGUGGCCCGGUUUGCGGCCCAGGCCACACAGCAGCAGACAGCCACGCUGACCCUGAUGACGGUUGGCAACGUCUAGUUCACAUCCUUCUCUCUGCACCUGGUCCAGUGCCUGUGAAUGGAUGAAGUCAGUGCCGGCUUCGGGAUAUGAGCUGUACGAGGCUCAGUCAGAGGCUCCUCCCCCAGGGAAAGGGACCUGGUCCUAUGCCUAAGGGGACCAUUGGGACCAGCUAGGGGAGGGAGGCACCUGGUCACCAGGGAGGUGGCAGUUGGCUUCUAGGAGGUGGUGGAAAAGAUAGUAUAACCGCCCAGUAGGUUCACCUUGCCCGCUGCCUAGACAGAACUGAUUUAUCAAGACAGGGGAAUUGAAGUGGAGAAAGACUAAUUCACACAGAGCCAACUCUGCAGGAGACUGGACUCUUGUUAUUACUCAAAUCAGUCUGCCUGAACAUUUGGGUAUCAGAGUUUUUCAAGAUAAUUUGGCAGGUAGAAGCUUGGGAAGUGGGGAGUGCUGACUGGUCAGGUUCGAGAUGGAGUCAUGGGGUCGAAGUGAGUUUUUCUUGCUAUCUCCUGUUGCUGGGUUCAAUGGCAGAACCGAUUGAGCCAGGUUACUGGUCUGGGUGGUGUCAGCUGAUGCAGGGUCUACAAAAUAUCUCAAGCACUGAUCUUAGGUUUCACAAUAGUGAUGUUACCCUCAGGAGCAAUCUGGGGAGGUUCAGACUCUUAGAGCCAGAGGCUGCAUGACCCCUACACUGUAAUUUUUGAUCUUAUAGCUAAUUUGUUAGUUCUGCAAAGACAUACUGGUCCCCAGGCAAGAAGGGGAUCUUUUCAGGGAGGGGCUGUUAUCAAUUUUGUUUCAGAGACAAACCAUGAACUGAAUCCUUUCCCAAAGUUAGUUCAGCCUAUGCCCAGGAAUGAGCAAGGACAGUUUAAGGGUUAGAAGCAAGAUGGAGUCGGUUAGGUCUGAUUUCUUUCCCUGUCAUAAUUUCCUCAGUUAUAAUUUUGCAAGGCAGUUUCAAUAGAAUUGGGGGGGGCAGAGGCUGUUCUGAUGGUUCAGGCAGCAGAGGGUCUGUGGGAAAAAUGGGUGCCUUGGAGUGGGGCAUGCCAGGGUUUGAAUCCUGCCCCUAUCUUCCUCACUGUGUGACUUGGCAAGGCAUGUCACCUCAGUUUCCUCAUCUGUACAGUGGGAAAACUAACAGGAUCAAUCAGGAGGAGGUGGUAUCAGGGUUAAAUAACAUCAUCAGCACCUGGCACCCAAAAAGCCCUGAAGGACAGAGAAGGACAGGCCAGCAAAGAGCUCAGGGAAGAGCGGCCAGGGCAGAGGGAACAGCAAGCUCAGAGUCCCAGAAGGGGCGUCCCGGCCCUGACCCUGGCAGCCCGAGCCUGGGCAUGCUUCUUCGUAUGGAGUGGAAUGUUUCCUGCUCUGAACCCUUUCCUGUUUUUGUUUUUUGAGAUGGAGUUUCGCUCUUGUUGCCCAGGCUGGAAUGCAAUAGCAUGAUCUUGGCUCACCUCAACCUCUGCCUCCCUAGUUCAAGUGAUUCUCCUGCCUCAGCCUCCAGAGUAGCUGGGAUUACAGGCGUGUGCCACCACGCCUGGCUAAUUUUGUAUUUUUAGUAGAGAUAGGGUUCCACCAUGUUGAUCACGCUGGUCUCAAACUCUUGUCCUUAGGUGAUCCUCCUGCCUCAGCCUCCCAAAGUGCUGGGAUUACAGGCAUGAGCCACCAUGCUGGGAUUUAUUUAUUUAUUUUUUGAAUCCUGGGGUUGCUGGGGUGAAGCUGGCUGGAGAGGGCAGAGCAAGAGGCAGGCUUCAGUUUGCACUCCCUCCUGUUUGGAUGCCAGGCCCCGUUGUCCCACCCAGUCUUUUGUCCGCCUGAGCAGGCUUUCAAAAGGCUGGAAAGAAAAGUUCUGCAUGUCUGUUUAAGGGGAGAAAUGUGGGGCAGGGAGCAGGCAUGCAGCCCAGUUAGCACCAGGGCCCUGUCACCGCUGCACCUGCAGAGUUUGGGGCAGGACAAGCAGGAGCCAGGGUCCUGGGAGAGGUGCGUCUGUGUCUGCUGGACCCAGGUCUGGAGGGGGUUUGGGCACCAGGAAAGGCCAGAAAGGGCAUUUGUGUGUUCUGGGGAGCAGCUGCAGAGAGCUCCACAGAGGAAAGAAGCAGAGGGACUUGAGGCAGAAGCACCUGGUGCUCAUUCUCUGGACAUCCCAGCCACUUUUGCCUUGACUUGGUCUUCCUGGCCUGGGGGAGGCAGCCUCCUCCUGGCUCCCUUCUGCUGGAAAAGCUCUGUUACCCACCCAGGCUAUAUGACCUUGGGGGAUGUCUGAGCAUCUCUAACCUGCAGGAGUGGGGCCAAGGGGUCUGUAUCAGGCCCUCCCAUUCUGAUGUCCAGGAACAGAUAAGGCCGUCCUCUACCUCCUGCCUUACCUUAUCCUUGGCCUCAGGGUGCACCAGUGGAGGGGAGGUGGACUGCCUUGUGGUUCAGCCUCAAGCUCUGGGAGGUUCACAUCCCAGCUGCCCCACUUCCUGAGUGUGUGGGACCCAGAGCAGAUAGCUUAGACUCUGUGAACUUGUUUCUUCAUCUGUGUGACAAGGAUAAUGGCAAUUCUAGAAGUCCCUGCCUUCUAGAACAAGAUAGGUGUAGAAAUUGAUCAGCAUAGUGCGUGGCACACAUAAAGUACUUCCCUGCUGGCCGAAUCUUCUGGGGACACCUCUUGCGCUAGCAUUCGGUAAUGCCAAGCAUAGUUAGUCCCAAAGCAAAAGGAAGUCAUUAUGAAUUAUCCCCUGAUGCUUUUGUCAGCCCUUCUUAGUUUGGGGAGGAAUAUUUGGUGUGACUUCACCCUCACCAUCCCCAGACAUAUGUGCACCGAUGCACGCCCACAUACAGGAAAUUGAGAGCAGGUGGUGGAAGCCUCUUUCUAGGCAGGCCUGCACUCUCCCAUUCAUUCACUCAACACAUCUUUACCAAGCAACUUCUGCACAGCAUUGGGGAGACCAUGAUGAGAGGGACAGGGCCUCUGCCCUCCCAGAGCCCGCAGUCUAGCGAGGAGCCCUAGGCUAAGAGCAGGAGGCAGGAGGACUGGGCCUGGGGCAAUGGAGCACAGGCUCACAGGGGUGGCAUCCGACCCAGAUGGAGGGCUCAGGAAAGGCUUCUUGGGAAAAUGACAUGUGAGCUGAAACUUAGAGGAUGCCUGAGUUCGCCUCAUAAAGGAUGUGUGUGCGUGGAGUAUCUCAGGCCGGGGGAAAGGCAUAUGCAGAGGCCUGGAGGUUUGGUGUGUGGGUGUAAUGGAAGGAGGGAGUGCACUGAAAGAGGAGGAGAUGGGGCAAGGUGAGGCUGAAAGGUAGACCAGCUCCUGCAGGGCCUCACUGAUGAAUCUGGGUUUUCUCUUGAGGGCAGUGGGGAGCCACUGGAAGGUCUUAGGCAGGUUUGAGCAGACCUCGGGGGGACUCCUAUCUCAGUCCUUCAUCUUUCCCUCUGCCUUGACCCCUAAGACCUGGACCUUGCUAUUCAUGGCCCAUUCCUGGUUGGUUGCCCUGGUGUCUGGGGUCCCAGUGGAGGGGAGCUGGGAAGCAGCCAGCUCCCUAGGAAUUCCACCCGCUCCCACCUCCAGGGUCCUCGGCAGCCAACUUCCCGGAAAUAAGCUAGAGAGUGAGUGCAGCUUCUCUAGACUCUGCCUGGAACUGUGUGGUCAAGUCAGUUUCUUAUAAAUCAAAUCACAUGUUAAAUGCAUUAGGGAAAGCAGUUGUUUACAGCCCUAGAAACCUGAUGAACCUUGGAGUAAAGGCAAGAGAUGCUCUAUCCGUGUUGGGAGUUGGGUUUUUGGAUUCAAUCUUACAGUGAUGGGCUGUUUCCGGAGGUGGGAAUGCUGGGGACAGGGUGGACCAGGACCAUCUGCAGGAACACUAGAGCCUGCAGAACCGCUUCCCACCCCUUGCACCCGAUUCCACCCUCCAUCCUCUCCAUCUACAGCCCCUUUCCCUUUGAUCUGUCCUGGGGGUGGGGCUGUAUAAUAGACGUUUGAGGCUCCUGAACAACUCUGGCUUUGUCCAGGCUGGGCAGGAAGCCCAGGACUCAUCAGCUUCACUUCUACUGCUGAGGUCUGGGCUGCUGACCUCAGACGCAGCUGGGCACUUGGUGAGGCCAGGACCUUGUGUGUGGACAUGGUGGCUGGCUGGUUGGCACACAGGGGUGCAGGUUAGAGUCCAGUACCAGGGCUCUGGGCCCCACCCUGGGCUGCUAUCCUGGAUAUUCAGGCCCCCAGACACUGGCAUGCUGGCUGGGAGGAAAGCUUUUCUCUACCAGGCCCCUCUGUUGGAGACAAUGACAGGCCACUUGUGCCAGUGGGUGGUGGAGGAAAACAUCAUGGAAAGAGCCCCACUUCGGAGUCAGCCAGGCUGGGUUUCAGUCUGGACUGUGCCAGUUCCCAGCUGUGAGGCCUCAACAAGUCACAUCACCUCUCUGAGCUCAACUCCUCUAGAAUGGGAGUCAGUGUGAGGGUGACAGGCAGGGUAGUGCUGUCACUGUAUGGUAUCACCUCCCCUGGCCACUGGUGCUCACAGUCCUGCCGUAACCUGGCCCUAUCUGCCCCCAGGCUCCCUGGGGAGGAAGCCUGCCAGCUAAGAGGGAGGUGAGCCCCGCACAUCUCCUAGGCACGGGGCUGAUGGAAAUGGGAGAGCCAGGAAGGCCACCUACGGAGGGAGUGGGCACUGCCUGCCUGAGCUGGAAUGGGCUUGGAGACAGGUCCCAUCCACUGAAAGGUGGGGCCCAUUAGACCAAGGCCAAUAAAUCUUUUCUUUCCUCAUUGCCUGGCCUCUUAGUGUCUUCCUACCUGUCUGCUUAGGUGUCCCAGAAAUAUUGCCCUGGACUAUUUCUGAUGGUAUUGAGGUGGGGUUGGAGGGCUACCUAAGGGAAGGAGCCCAGGAACGAUGGUGGGCUGUCAGGAAUAAGGUCUGGAUGGGCUUCUGAGGCCCCCCUCACAGCCAGGGAUGGGGGGCUGGCGGCAGCAGCCACCACUGUGGGAUUCAGGCCGCCAUCUCCAUGGCAACAGGUAAACCCAGCCAAGGGAUUGGUCUCUUAAAGGCACAGUACCAGAGCUAGACCACUGCUGCCUGGAGCUAAGGGGGAGGGUAGUGAGGUCCGUGUCUCCGCAUCAGCUCAUCCUGCUCCCUCCCUCUGCGGCUGUACUUGUGGGGAAGACAGGGGAGCAAGUCACCCUGGAGGGCUGACCUUGUAGCCUCUGCAACCUCCCCAGGGAACAAGCAGCUUUGCUGGAUAUGAAUGUGGCCAAGGUCUGACCUGGGGUCCAGCUUGGUUCCACCCUCCUUAGCUCCAUGAGCUUGACUAGUCUAGGCCCCAGUUUCCUCUUCUGGAAAUCAAAAGGGUCAGACUAAAGCCCCAAACAGAGAAUCUGAGGACCACAAGAGCUGAUCUGUUGAUAUUAUAGAUGGGGAAAACAGCUUCCUCUAAAGGGGUCAGCGGGUACUAAGGACAAAGCUGAGCUGCAAAUGAGUUCUUUGCCAGGCAUGGUGGCUGACAUCUGUAAUCCCAGCACUUUGGGAGGCCGAGGUGGGUGGAUCACCUGAGGUCAGGAGUUCAAGGUCAGCCUGGCCAUCAUGGUGAAACCCCAUCUCUACUAAAAAUACAAAAAUUAGUUGGGCAUGGUGGCGGGUGCCUGUAAUCCCAGCUACUCAGGAGGCUGAGGCAGGAGAAUCACUUGAACCUGGGAGGCGGAGGUUGUGGUGAGCCCAGGUUGUGCCACUGCACUCCAGCCUGGGUGACAGAGUGAGACUCAGCCUAAAAAGAAAAGAAAAAAAAAACAGAGUUCUUGGCCAAUUUGGAAUCCUGGGCCUUCCACCCUCAGAUGGUCCAGGGAGCCUUCCUACACUUCAGUCAGGCACACCCCGGCCCCACUUCACAGUUUGUACUUUAUAGAUCUCCCACACUAAUUAUUCAGUAUUUUUUUACUUAAUUAAUAAACUUUAUAUCCCAGUGUAAAUGAAAAAAGCAGUAUCACUUGCCAUAAAUAGAGAGUAACAAAAAUAAACACAACAAACUGUACAAUGAUAUUAAAAUCUAGCUGGAGACUAUUGUCUCCUCCAGCUCUGGGCUUCCUGCCUUCCCUUUCUGUUGAUAGGAAAGCUUAGCAAAUGUUAGAGAGGCGUGAAAGACACAGUAGUACCAAACCAAGACCUCCUCCUGGGUGCAGUUCAGAGAAUUGAAAGGCCGCUGCGAACCAGCACUCUUCACAGAGCGACUUGAUGACUUGAUGGUGCUCAGUGCUGUGUUUGGGAUGUGACCUAAAUCCACUUAUUUGCCAGCAGAGUCCCAUGCUCCUGGAAGCCCUGGCCCAGAUGACCUGCUUUAGCUCCUGCAGGAUGUCUCAGAUUGCCUUGUUGAGUAGGGAAUGGAGGGAGGUCACAGGUGCCCAUGCCUGGAUGCAGCAGAGACAGGAGGCUGGCCCCAGAUCCCGUCAGCCAGAUGAGCCCUCCUGCACCAGCCGUGGGCCUGUCAGGAUGCAGGUGACUGCACCACUACAUGUCAGGCAUGCUAUCUGCAACAACUCCCACUUUGCAGAUGAAGAAACUGAGGCACUGCAAGUCAAGUCAGUUACCUAGAGUCCCAAAGUGUAGCAACCCACAAGGCCAGGCCCAGAGUCAGGGCUCUCAGAGGCCACAAUUGGGGAGCCUAAAGUAACACACAGGGCAGGAGGGAGAACAGUUUGUGCUUCCUGCUGUGACCAGGUCAGAGUUUAUGAGGCCUGCAGGGGUGGGGUGCUGAGAGCAGGACGCAUAGGGAGUUGUCUGGGACGUGGCUGCAGCUGGGUAAGAAGCACUGCCUUCCUCCAGGACUCAGGGUUUGGGGUGAAGGAGGGAGGGAGAAGG